AUGCAAAGCCGACUUCUCCGUCGACUAUGUUACCGCUCAUACUCGACCGCAAAACUUUCGAAAAGCUCCGGGCAGCAGAAAUUACUCAACGCUGAACACCACCAUGGUCAGAACGAAGACAAGGAAGUUCAGGACAUGAUGGACUUUACGUCCGACAUGAUAAGUGUUGCCUCUGGAAGCCAUACUCAUGGAGCUGCCUGGGCACAUACGAAAUCGCGUCGGGGGGACGAGCAGAGGUUGGUUGCGUCUCUACGUUUUGCAGAGGACGCGUCAGUGGUGCCGCCGUCGCCGACACUUGAAAAGGUCUCUGACCCUUUGGGUGAGAUCACCUACAACUUCACUCACUCUCCUGCCAACAAGUACCGACCUGAGAGCAACACGCACAUCGAGGAACAACGCGCAAAGCUGUCCGCCCGAGUUACGAAGCGCCCGAUAUCUCUGGAAAAGGCUCGAUACCAUGCAGACGAAGAGCUUUUCGCAGAGGACGCGGACCCGUCGACUUCGACUAUAUUCACGCCGGGAUCAUUCAUAGAGACCAGAAGAAACGAGGUCUCCACCCACGGCAUCGUCUUGGGUGAAAUGCUAAGUAAUAGAAGGUGGCGCAUUGUCAUGCUCGUGAGCUCGGGCGACGUUUGGACGCCGUUGCGCGACGACGUGAUGUUUGCUGUGGCAGACUUCGUGCCAAAUGAUCUGAUUUCCCGCUGCGGAGGAAAAGAGGUUGCUGGGAACGACUCAGAGCUUAUGGCACGUGUGAAGGUUCUGCAGCGGCUACAUCAGGUCGACAAGGCAGUGGAAGAUGCGUACAACAAAAUUCAACGGGCAGCGCGCAGCCUAUACAGCCGGACAAGGUCGUCCGAUCCCCAUGCUUGGUCGACUGUCGACCUCGCGGACGCUGCAAAAAUUAUCUCCCCGAACCCUGACCUCGUCCACACCUUCGCGGUACAUAAGUUCCUGAUGAAACAAAGUUUGCAAUAUGUCGCCGAUCCCGACUACCGCGUCGCUCGAACAUUCCAUGUGCGGCCUCAAGCGCACGUCGAUAUUAUCAACGCUGUGACAGCCAUGACACGCCAAGGGGAUGCGCCGAGUAAUCCCUUAGUGGAAUUCGUGGCGAAGGCUCGUGAACUUAUCGCUCGCCACCAGCAGAUCCGACAAAGUACUCGUGACGAGUCACCUUCUAUAGUGCCGACCAAGGUGAAAUGGACGCCAGUGGAAAGGCAAAUCCUCACGUUCUUGCUGCACUCCCUUCGGCCCAAACGUAGCACACAGAUUGAUCCUUACCACGUUGGGACUUUCGCGAUUCUCAAACGGCUCCAUACAAAUAUUCAAGAGAUACACGAGUCUGUUGUUCAUCAAACGCUCGUAGAUCUGGGUGUCAUUGCACCAUGGCAGGACGCUGCUUCUCUCGUCGGCAAAGUGGACCAGCCGCCCAAAAAGCAGAAGCUGCUCGAGAUACAGGAGAAGGCUAUCAUCGACAAAGCUUUCUCUUCUCCUUCUCUCCGGCAAACUGCCUCUGUCCCGGUACCCCUUGGACCUGAAGACUUCCACCUUCAAGAUCCUCUUCACUCUAUUCGUCACGAUUUCGGGGAUUUGCCGGUAUUCGUAAUCGACGAUGUGACCGCUGAGGAACUGGACGAUGGAAUUUCUGUCGAGAGUAUCCCAUCUGAGCCUGGGAGCCACUGGGUACACGUCCACAUCGCCGACCCAGCCUCUCUUCUUCCAGUCAAACAUGUCUUCUCCGAGGCGGCCAAAAAACUGGGGUCGAGCUUGUAUAUGAUCAAUGCCCCGCAAUCCAUGCUUCCCCGUGCUUUGAUGAGCCAUGGUCUUUCUUUGGGCUCCGCUUUGCAACGCGGAGAACCACAGCGAGUCCUGUCAUUCAGUGGGAAGAUUGAUGCCGACGGAGACAUCGUGGACUACAAGGUCCGCGCAGGGAUUGUCAAUAACGUGAAAAUCGUUGAUUACGACUCCGUGAAUGCGGCCUUAUCCCUUCCUACAACCCAGCGUCAAACUCCCUUCGAGAGACAAGGCACUUCCCUGCCCCGUCCACAUCGUUCCCUUGCUGCCGGGGAUGCGACACAACUCAUGCUCUGCAAUGACGUUGUACAGAGACUUGUGACGCGACGCCGAAGAGAGGCUUCUUUCAUCGUAUCAACGAUGGGGUCCGAGAUAUGUCUGCGCCAGCACGGCGCACCAGAGACACCCAUCCACCUCAAGCAUGUCGCUGUGUUCCGCGGAUUUCCCGACCUUCGGUAUACGGUCUUUGACCCAGCGUCCGAAGAUACCGGCUCACGACAGAUGGUCGCAGAGAUGAUGAAGGUCGCUUGUAGGGUAGCAUCUAGAUUUAGUCAAGACCGCGGUCUGCCCCUUCUGCGCAGAAUCGCGCCCCCAGCAACUCUCCCCAACCCUUCUGACCUUCAAGAUUUCCUCAAACUGCGCACCCACAACGGACACGUACCGUUCGUCGAAGUGCUGAAGAAAGGUGUUGUGCUUGGGAACGCCUCAUACUCUGUUGAACCACUUGGUCACUGGGGGAUCGGUGUUCCCGAUGGCGAAGGGUACUGUAGGGUGACAUCUCCUUUGCGCCGCUAUUCAGAUCUGGUCGCACAUUGGCAAAUCCACUCCGCGCUAUUGGCCACUUCGCCCACCUUCUCUACGGAUUGGUUGAAGGACUAUGGAGAUGCUUUGGUUUGGCACGACCGGGCACGCAAGAAGCAACAACAGCUUCACGACGAUUUCUGGAAGUACUUGUAUAUCCGUCAUCAAAUCGAGAGCCAGAGCCCAGAAGCUCGUGCAGUACUCGGUAAUCUUACUGGUGAAGUCAUCUCUAACGGCGCGUUGAACACCAUGUCAAUGCAUUUCCAAUGUCAAGUCGCCAUCCCGAAGCUCGGUAUAUCGGCAGGUUUGCGCAAUAUGGAGGAGGAUAAAGUCCCUAAGAUUGGUUCGAUCGUUCCGAUCAGAGUAGAGGAAAUAAAGCUGGGUAGCACUCCUCAACUGGAUUUUGGACUUAUCUCAUGA
Molecule: messenger RNA, 3012 nt
Organism: Pleurotus ostreatus (oyster mushroom)
Lineage: Eukaryota; Fungi; Basidiomycota; Agaricomycetes; Agaricales; Pleurotaceae
Exons: 2
Coding region: 1-3012 (1003 amino acids)
Biological process (GO): mRNA catabolic process
Cellular component (GO): exosome (RNase complex); P-body
Molecular function (GO): 3'-5'-RNA exonuclease activity; RNA binding
Source: RefSeq, a predicted model, not a curated record